This is a messenger RNA of Nothobranchius furzeri (turquoise killifish), 1814 nucleotides long. RefSeq names its product Tax1 (human T-cell leukemia virus type I) binding protein 3 (gene tax1bp3). Gene Ontology annotation, cellular component: basolateral plasma membrane; cell junction. Gene Ontology annotation, molecular function: protein binding. Lineage: Eukaryota; Metazoa; Chordata; Actinopteri; Cyprinodontiformes; Nothobranchiidae. The record is from RefSeq and is a predicted model, not a curated record. Gene Ontology annotation, biological process: embryo development; cell-cell adhesion; establishment or maintenance of epithelial cell apical/basal polarity.
ACACCGCCCUCUCUGAGUGCCACGUUUAAGUGAAACACGCGCACCUACUUUACUAGGAGACUGGUGACGUAAUUUGGGAAGUCGUUGAUUUCCAGCUCGGGAUCAUCCUGCCGAUAAAUCGUAGAGCUGUCUGGGAAGUUGUGUACCAACAGAGAAUAUUUGGAAGGUUUUCUUACGCCUUACACAGCCUAAGUUGCAAGUUUCUCCGCUUUUUAGCUUUGAUAUUGGGCUAAACGAUGUCCUUUGUCCCUGGUCAACCGGUUACCGCUGUUGUGCAACGAAUUGAGAUCCAGAAGCUGAGGCAGGGAGAAAACCUGAUCCUGGGCUUCAGCAUCGGAGGAGGAAUAGACCAAGACCCUGGGCAGAACCCCUUCUCAGAGGAUAAAACCGAUAAGGGCAUCUAUGUGACCAGGAUAACACCAGGAGGACCGGCAGAAGUGGCAGAUUUAAGGAUAGGAGAUAAAAUAAUGCAGGUGAACGGCUGGGACAUGACCAUGGUGACCCAUGAUCAGGCGCGUAAAAAACUCACCAAGAAGAAGGAGGAUGUGGUGCGAUUGCUAAUAACCAGGAAGUCACUGGAACAGGCAGUCAACCAGUCAAAGGGCAAAUAUCCCAGACCGUGAUGUCUUUGCACCCCCCCCCCCCCCCCCCCCCCAACACACCCACUAUAACAGCAGCUUCACACAAGAACUGAGAACCCUCGUGUACACAGAAGAUGUUCAGAUGAUUGUAAUGAAACCAAUGCAAAAAAAACAGAAGGUCUCAGAAUACAUCAGGUGUGUGUGUGUGUGUGUGAUGUUUAGCUGACAAUCUGAAAGUUUGACACUUCUUUUUAGAGUCUCACCUGCACUUCUUAGCUCUGUUGAGAUAUCUGAAAGUAUGAGAUUAUCCUAAAUCUGGGGCAUCUUUUAAAAAGAGGAGAACAAGCAGAGAACUUAAUAAAGAAAACCAAGAUUUCCAUAAUAUCACACAGACCCACGCUUUUGGAGAACUAGUGCAUUUCCCUGGAACGCAGCUUUAUUUGCUGUGUAGAACAAAGUUAUGGAAUGGUUCCCAUUCAACUUGUUUUUAAAGUCAAAUUUAAAUCAUUCUUAAAUAUUUUUGGGAACAUUUUAUUUUUUGUUUUUGUCUAUUUUCUGCUGUGAAACUAGAACAAAUCCCAAAGUUAGAACCAAGCCACUGUAAGACCAUAAUACAGAAUGUAAUGCAGCUUAUGUGAUCAUUUAUAAAAUAAUGGUACCAUAUACUGUGUAAAACCUGUACAAAGGUACAAAGUGUAUAUUGGUGUCAGUAUGUUUUUUUUCUUCCUUUUUGAUACAAGAGUUUCUAGCUUUGGAUCACUCACUUUGUGGUAUUCCUGUAUUUUUUAUUUUUACUAUGUUCUAUUACUUUUGUAAACUUUAUCUAGCAAGAAAAAAAAACAUAAUUUGUUGUUUUUAGAGAAAAAUCAAUCCUGAUCAGCUUUUACUGUCUCAAAACUUUAAAACUACAAUGAAUAUUAUGGAUGUUGCUUUGGAUGCAAAAACUUUGUCCUACUCAAACACCUUUCUACUUUAUUUUUAGUUUGUUUAAAACUCCAAUGAUUGAUCAUCUCAUGUUAUUAAGCAUGUAUCAAAAAUAAAUGAGAGAUGACAGGUUAUUCAACUUUUCCCACAUUUAAACAGCAAAUCCAUUGUUCUUAAACACAAAUCUGUACAUAUUUCCUAAUUUUCUAUCUUUGACAGUGGAUAUUGGGUCAUGCUUUUUCAUGGUAUUUUGUAUGUUUUUGAUGGCAUUUGAUUAAUAAACUGUUGAAUAAACUUCUGUACAUCUAA